Messenger RNA from Vanderwaltozyma polyspora DSM 70294, 534 nucleotides. It is a transcript of the gene PEX22, whose product is annotated as ubiquitin-protein transferase activating protein PEX22. The transcript has a single exon. The record is from RefSeq and is a predicted model, not a curated record. Lineage: Eukaryota; Fungi; Ascomycota; Saccharomycetes; Saccharomycetales; Saccharomycetaceae. The coding region runs from base 1 to 534 and encodes 177 amino acids.
AUGUCUGAUUUGUCCAGAAAUAACAGGUUAAGGGGGAUCGUUGCAGGUGCAGCAGUUGCGGCAGCGUUGGGUGUCACAGGAUAUAUUUGGUGGAGGAAUCAUUUAACGAAUGGUGGUGAUGAUGAAGAUGAUGAUGAUGACGACGGUGAUGGUGAUGGUGACGAUGGUGAUGGUGAUGGAAAUGGGGGUCAAGAUUCCAAAACUAUUAUUUUGACCAAAAGUUUGUGUGAAAAUAAGGGUAUUGAUUGGAAGAGGUUGUUUGAUACAAACUGUGUAGUGUUAGUGACACCAGGAUUAAAGUUCCAACCAUCGAAGGACAGUGUGAAUUCAACUAAUGAUUAUAAGAUAAUUCAUUGUGAUACAAUGGAAGGGUUAUUUUCCUGUGCCAAGCAUUUGGGUAAGAAAAAAUUAUUGUACGUACCUGAUGAACUUGAAUCUGGGUUGCCGGUUGACAUUAGCAGAUUUGUCAGGGAAGUUGUCGAACUAGAUAGUGAUAAUUUAAGAAAAGACCCUGAACUUUUCUUUAAAUAUUAG